This is a messenger RNA of Phodopus roborovskii (desert hamster), 1892 nucleotides long. It is a transcript of the gene Slc38a9, whose product is annotated as solute carrier family 38 member 9. Lineage: Eukaryota; Metazoa; Chordata; Mammalia; Rodentia; Cricetidae. The transcript is spliced from 14 exons. The coding region runs from base 159 to 1817 and encodes 552 amino acids. Gene Ontology annotation, molecular function: amino acid transmembrane transporter activity. The record is from RefSeq and is a predicted model, not a curated record. Gene Ontology annotation, biological process: amino acid transmembrane transport.
CUGAGAAAAAUGGCAAGUGUGGAUAGUGAUUCUAGGCAUCUUAUUGCUGAAGGAGACCUUGAAGUAAAUCCUGGACCCAUGAAUAUCCAGUUUGAUUCAUCAGAUCUAAGAUCGAAAAGUGAGAAGUGAAUGCCUUGCCUUUGUGCAUCCCAUUUCAAAUGGAGGACAAGAAGUUAUUCUCUGCAAUGGCUGACUUCCAGAAUUUUUGCCUGAACGUUUUUUGUCAAGUAUAUAUUCCCUUCUUUAGGCCUUUCUAUAUAGAGCCUACAAACAUCGUCAAUGUGAAUGAUGUCAUUCAGAGGGUUAGUGACCAUGCCUCUGCUAUGAACAAGCGGAUUCAUUACUACAGCCGGCUCACCACCUCUGCAGACAAGGCACUGAUUGCUCCAGACCACGUAGUCCCAGCUCCAGAGGAAUGCUAUGUGUAUAGUCCUCUAGGCUCUGCCUACAAACUCCAGAGUUACACUGAAGGCUACGGUAAAAACACCAGCUUAGUAACUAUUUUUAUGAUUUGGAAUACCAUGAUGGGAACAUCUAUACUAAGUAUCCCUUGGGGCAUAAAACAGGCGGGGUUCACCACUGGGAUGUGUGUCAUCGUGCUCAUGGGCCUUUUGACACUCUAUUGCUGCUAUCGAGUGGUGAAGUCACGGAGUAAGAUAUGUUCAUCAGACACAGCUACCUGGGAAUACCCAGAUGUCUGCAAGCAUUAUUUUGGCUCCUUUGGGCAGUGGUCAAGCCUUCUUUUCUCUUUGGUAUCUCUCAUUGGAGCAAUGAUAGUGUACUGGGUGCUUAUGUCUAAUUUUCUUUUCAAUACUGGAGAGUUUAUCUUUAAUUUUAUUCAUCACAUUAAUGACACAGACCCUAUGCUAAGAACCAAUGACAGCAACCCUGUGAUUUGUCCAAGCGCUGGGAGUGGUGGCUGUCCUUCCAACAGCUCCACGAUUUCCUACAAUGACACAGAGGUCCAGCGGUUUGAAGUGUGGUGGAAUAAGUCCAGGACGGUGCCCUUCUACCUCAUAGGGCUCCUCUUGCCACUGCUCAACUUCAAGUCUCCCUCCUUCUUUUCCAAGUUUAACAUCCUAGGUACAGUAUCCGUCCUGUAUUUGAUUUUCCUUGUUACCUUGAAGGCUAUUCGCUUAGGAUUCCAUCUGGAAUUUCACUGGUUUGUGCCAACAGAAUUUUUUGUACCAGAGAUAAGAUUUGAGUUCCCACAGCUGACUGGAGUGCUCACUCUUGCUUUCUUUAUUCACAAUUGUAUUAUCACACUCUUGAAAAACAACAAGAACCAAGAAAAUAAUGUAAGAGACCUGUGCAUUGCUUAUAUGCUGGUAACACUGACUUAUCUCUAUAUUGGUUUCCUGGUUUUUGCCUCGUUUCCUUCACCUCCAUUAUCCAAAGAUUGUAUUGAACAGAACUUCUUAGACAACUUCCCUAGCAGUGAUGCCCUGUCCUUCAUUGCAAGGAUCUUCCUGCUGUUCCAGAUGGUGACCGUCUACCCACUCCUAGGCUACUUGGCUCGUGUCCAGCUCCUGGGCCACAUCUUCGGUGACGUUUAUCCUAGCAUUUUCCAUGUGCUGAUUCUUAAUUUAAUUAUUGUGGGAGCUGGAGUGACCAUGGCCUGUUUCUACCCAAACAUAGGAGGGAUCAUAAGGUACUCAGGAGCAGCUUGUGGCCUGGCCUUUGUGUUCAUAUACCCUUCCCUCAUCUACGUAAUUUCCCUCCACGAAGAAAAGCGGCUGACGUGGCCUAAAUUAGCCUUUCACGUUUUCAUCAUCAUUUUAGGCCUGGCAAACCUGAUUGCACAGUUUUUCAUGUGAAAACUGCUCUCUCAAGAUUCCUCAUGGUAUUCUGAGAAACUGGCAACGGUUCUGCAUAAAAGAACUUGAAAAUGC